AUGUCUGACAUUAAUGAGCUAGUAAAUCUUAUUGAAUUGCUUUAUUCACCUGAAAGGCCAGCCAAUUUCAAUGAUAUUCAAAAACAUUUACUUUCCAUCCAAAAAUCACCACAAGGUGCACACUUAGCAAAUCAAUUAUUGUCAUUUUCAAACAGUACCAAUGGCCCUACCUUAUCUUCAAAUGUUCAAUAUUUUGCUGCUUUGACAUUGACUGUUCAAAUUAAUCAUUAUUUUGUCAAUAACAGCAAUAAUACGGGUGAAGAAGAACAAGAGCGUGAAAAAUUUGGCUUGGUUAUAUUAAAAGAUAAUUUAAAUCAUUUAAUUACUUAUAUUUUAAACUAUUUAAACUCUCAACAGCAACAAACAACAAGUGAUAAUGGUUUACUUGUCAUUAAAAAAUUAAUGUCGAAUUUGGCUUUAAUCUUUAUGUAUAUUAAUGAAAAAAAACUUGUUUGGAAAAAUCCAAUUUUUACCUUAAUCUAUUUGUUACAACAAAAUUAUAACCCCAACAACGAUAGUAUUGAUAAUAACAAUGUUUUAUUUCAAAGUUUAAAUGUCGAUAUUUCAUAUGAAGAUUUAAUUAACUUUAUCAAGGUGGGGAAUGUAGCUGACAACAGCAACAACAAAUUGUUAUUAUUUUUUACGAGCAUUAUUGUUGAAGAGUUAGUCAAGUGUCAAUCUAGUAGAAGCUCAUUCAUAAAAUUGGCAAAUGUUUUUCAAGUUGUUCACGAUAGUUUGUACACUUGUACUUUUUCCAUAUUUGCUGAAAAUUUACGUUGUCUAUUAUAUAAUAAGGGAUCCAAAGAUCUUAACGCAUAUUUGACAGAUUUAUUAUUUCGUUGCAUUUCUAGUUGGUGUGAUUACGUUAUUACCAUCAGUGAGCAUGCUGGCAGCGAUGCUAGAAUUGAUUUAAAUAAUUUUUUUGAGAUUUUGAUCCAACUAUUGACAAACGAUACUGUUGACUUCCAAUACACCGCUGAAAUAAUUAAAAUUUUAAAGGAUAUUAUCACUACAAGCCCAUAUAUGCUUAAUUACGAAAUCCGUACCAAAUUAGAGGUUCUAUUAUUGCCAACAAAUAAUGCCGAUUCCUGGAUGUUGAAAUAUAUGAACCAUUGCGUUACUAAUGAAUUAUACGAGGGUCCAUUAAAAGACUUGUCUACCUUAUUAGUCACAUUAUUAUUGGUGUAUGUUAUUAGAACAUGCAACAGGCUAUUCACCAAUAUUCCGACGGACAAUAACAGCCAGAAUAAGAACGAACUAGAAGUUCAGGAAUAUAUUAAAGUUUUGUUACAACUGACUAAUUUCCCACUUAUUCCGGUGUUGCAGGAGUCUUUCAGUGUUGAAAUGGUUGAUUUUUGGACUGAUUUGGCAGAAAGUUAUCAAUCAUUACCAGUGGAUGUUUACAAAGAGGAAAACAUUGCUAUUGCCAAUGAUUUAUUUGGACAGGUUAUUUCUAUAUAUUUGCCCAAAUUGAGUCUCUUGAAUAAACAGAAAAUUUUGGAUUAUAUUGAUGGAGAUGAAAGCGAAAAACACUUGUUGUAUUCUUUCAACGACUUUAGAGAUGCAUCAAAAGAUUUAUGUGAUUCAUUGUGGAGCAUUUUGGGAAAUAAAAAUUUGACUAACGUUUUAAUUAAAACUGUUAUUGAUAGCGAAGAUUUGUUUGAAAUCGAAGUUUGUUGUAGUCUAUUAGUGAAAUUACUGAAAAGCAUGAAUUUAUCAAUGUCUCCCGAAAUUUGUAAUGAAUUAAACUCUUGCAAUGGGAAAUUCGUAACCAAUGUUUUAAAUUUAUUAACUACUGGUUUGACACAUCCCUCAUUACCUUUGGAUUUUGUCAGAACUGGCUCUGAUUUGUUACUGUCUAUAUACGGGUUUUUCAACACUGAUAUCGGUGCUGACAAGUUAGAUCAUGUUGUCCAAAGUUUAUUACAAUCCAUGAAUUAUGUUACCAAUAACAUCGAAAAUGAUACCACCAGCAACAUAGAAAUACUUAUUACACGUACAAUUACUACUUUGUGCGAAAACUGCAGAUUCCGAAUGCAUUCAUAUAUAUCCACAUUUGCCGAGAUUUUACAUUUGUUUUUAAAACCCAAUAGCAAACACAGUCCAUUUAUUUUGGAAAGUUUUUCUCGUGGGUACGGUGCAUUAGUCAGUAGUGUCGAUGUCAAGAAAUCUGAAAGUUUGCAAGCCAUUCAAGAAAGACAAUAUUUAUUUGUGAAUAAAUUUUUGGAUAUGGUGUAUGAAUGCUGCACUAAUGCAUUUAAUGACAACAGUAAUGCUGCUAUUAGUGGUAAUAAUGGUUCAGAAGCUUUUCGAGAUUAUUUGUUAACGUUAUUGAAAUGUAUCAAUGAAUUCAGUACCGGAUUUUUAUUCAAAGAGGAUGACAACGCGUUUUAUGGAUAUAAUACCAAUGGAACCAACACCAACACAACUGGGGGUGAUGAUUUUACAUAUGAUGCUGCAAACAAUUCUAUUAGCUUCAAUGACGAAGACGAUGAUAGAGAGACUAAUGCUGUUUUGGAUUUAACUGCCACAUAUGUGAUUCCUUUGACCAAAUUUUGGAUUGAAAACAGCAAGCCAAUUUCUGGAAAAGUCUUAGCUCUAAUGAAUUGUAUAUUUACCAAUUACCCGAGAUCUAAUAAGGAUAGCGAGUUUAUUGAAGUAUCGUGCUUAAUUAUGGGUAAGAACUUUUCCGCCACCACCGCUGUUGGCGGUGAUAAGGGAAUUGAAGACCGCAACGUUUUCCCCUUCAAAUUUGAGAUUGAUGAGGCAAUGCAGUUUAUCGAAACACGUAUUGCACAGUGUGAAAUGUCUACAUGUUUUGCUUACAUUGAGUAUUUGAUUGAAGUGAUAACAAGAUUUUUAAUUUACAAUAAAAAUUUAGAUGUUCAGAAAUUUGAUUUUAUUUUGGAAAAUUUCUUUUACAGAUAUUAUCAACAAUAUAUCGUAAAUGAUCCUGACCUAAUCCAGCAUACGUGUGCAUAUAUAAACAGUGUUUUAGAAUUAAUCCCAGAUGUUGUUUUACACUCUAAAGUGAUGCAAACUAGCUUUUUUCAAAAUUUCAUGGAAUUAUUGGGCCAAUUAAGAGAAACAUUUAGUAUUAAAUGCAUCACGAAAUUUUGGGUUAAAAUUUUAAACAACAGGAAAUAUAAUCAAGAGGAUUCAAAGUAUGUUCAGAAUCUAAUGACCGAUGGCGGCUUGGGUAUUAAUUUGACGCAGAAAACCUUAUGUGGUAUAUUACUAUGUAAAAGAAGCGAUUUAAAUUUAUAUUGUGAUUUACUAAGAACCAUAAUUGCUAAGUAUCCUUUACAGAGUAAGAAAUGGCUAAUUCAUGAAUUGAGUAACGAUGAACAAGUAUUGCAACUGAUACCCACAACAACUAUUAGCGAUACCAAACAUUCGACUUUCAUUGAGAAAUUAAUGCUAAGCCACAAUUCCAGAAAUACUUUGAAUGCAGUUACUGAAUGGUGGGUAGCGUGUACUGGAUUACCAACGUAUUAG
Molecule: messenger RNA, 3498 nt
Organism: Saccharomycodes ludwigii
Lineage: Eukaryota; Fungi; Ascomycota; Saccharomycetes; Saccharomycodales; Saccharomycodaceae
Gene: KAP122
Product: Kap122p
Exons: 1
Coding region: 1-3498 (1165 amino acids)
Biological process (GO): protein import into nucleus
Cellular component (GO): nuclear membrane; cytoplasm
Source: RefSeq, a predicted model, not a curated record